UUUAUCUCUCUCUUCGCUUCUUUCUUGCUCGUCAUUUUCUCCACAUUUUUCCCGUCCUUUUCUCCGCUUAUAACAGUGUACGUACGAUCACACACCCACAAGAGAAAAAACACUGACGCCUUUUUAUUUUUUGUCGUUUCGUUCCCCCUCUCCCACAGAAGAAACACAUAUGGAUCAUUACGACGGCGUUAACCGGAGGAGGAGAUCUGCACGGCGUCAUCAGACCAACGAUCGUGAAACGAAUCGCUCCAACGAGACGACGACUCAGACGAUGACCAACGGCCACGAGUGCGCACAUGCUUUACGUGAUAUCGAUGAGUAUCUUUCGCUAAGCUUGGGUUCAAAAUCGUACUUCUCUCAUCAGAUCCCUCCGGUGGCUAAUCCAUCGCUUCGUCUAGCACCACCGUCGCCUUUUGCUGAACCUAUGAAGAUGACUUGGGAAACAACACAUCAUGAUGAGAUCUUUCCGAGUUCGUUGGCUAAAACUUAUUCGCCUUAUCUCAUGACGGCGCCGAUGUCGUUGCUUCCACCAUCGUCGUGGCUGAGCAGAUCUCAAGGAUCAUUUCCUUCGCCGAUUCCGCCUCCGCCUUCGCCGACGACGGUUGAUCGCUUCUCCCUCGUUCUUCCGCCGAAUCUAACCGCUCCGGAGAUGGGACCAGCGAUGAUGAUGAUGACGAACACCGCGCCGCCGCCCGUUCGUAACCCUAUACCACAACCCGCCGUAAAUCAAAAUGAGAAGCCCGAGACGAUUCCGCCGCCGUUUCCAUGGGCGACGAACAUACGAGGGGAGAUUCAUACCUUAGAGUAUCUCGAGUCGAAAGAGAUUACGACCAUCACCGGGGAGGUUCAGUGCAGACACUGCGAGCAAGUGUACGAGAUGAGCUACGAUCUGAGGGAGAAGUUCGCGGCGGUUGAGAAGAUCUUCGUGAUGAUGAAAAGGAUCAUGAGGGAACGAGCUCCUCAGAUGUGGACAAAUCCUGAGCAAAAGAGGUGUGAGCUUUGUGGCCGUGAGAAAGCUGUGAAGCCUGUGAUUGCUGAGAGGAAGAGUCAGAUCAAUUGGUUGUUUUUGCUUAUGGGACAGACUUUGGGUUAUUGUACAUUGGAACAGCUCAAGAAUUUUUGCAAACACUCCAAGAGUCAUCGUACUGGUGCUAAAGACCGUGUGCUUUACUUGACCUAUCUCGGUCUUUGCAAGAUGCUUGACCCUAAUAAUGACCUCUUUGACCGUGCUGACUCCGGCUCUAGACGCUGAGCUAUAUUAGCUCUGCUGAUUGAUUCUAUCCCCUUUGUUUAAUUCAUCAGUACGUUUGCAACUUUUGUUUUGGCAUUUUGGACCUUUGUGUUUUGCUUUUUAG
Messenger RNA from Camelina sativa (false flax), 1355 nucleotides. RefSeq lists its product as uncharacterized. Lineage: Eukaryota; Viridiplantae; Streptophyta; Magnoliopsida; Brassicales; Brassicaceae. The record is from RefSeq and is a predicted model, not a curated record.